Messenger RNA from Erigeron canadensis, 1899 nucleotides. RefSeq names its product protein tesmin/TSO1-like CXC 2. The coding region runs from base 1 to 1848 and encodes 615 amino acids. The record is from RefSeq and is a predicted model, not a curated record. The transcript has 8 exons. Lineage: Eukaryota; Viridiplantae; Streptophyta; Magnoliopsida; Asterales; Asteraceae. Gene Ontology annotation, molecular function: DNA-binding transcription factor activity.
AUGUAUGCAGUUCCAGAUAAUAAUCGGGGUUACUAUUCAAAAGGGGGUAUAAACACUGCUCAAAACUCAUCAAAGCAGCAUACAGAUUUUGUUUCCAUUAAUUCUGUUAGGAAAACUUCCGCUGUAUCAUUAAAUGGCUGCUCAAAUUUCGAAUCAAGAAAACUAAGUUUUGAUGCCGUCAGUCCCAAUUCCAUGUAUAUGCUAAAAAUGGUGGGCUCAUCAGUGUCAACUAUUCAAUAUAUCAAUAAUGGUUUUACAGAUGGCCUGUUGAGAAUUGAAACAGAAGUUGAAGGGAUAGAUGCACUCCAUCAUGAUAAAAAUGAAGCAGGAUGUGAAUGCGAUUGGGACAGUUUGAUAGAUGUUUCGGAGUUGCUUAAUUUCGAGUCACCCAGUGAUACAGUGCUCUAUAAGGGUCCUGGUCAAAGCACAUUAGAUCAUACUAGUUUUAAUAUGUUGGUUGAGAAUGUGAAACCCGAAGCUAAUGUUGACAAUUCUUUAGAAAAGAAUGAAGGUCUUAAGGAGGUGCACGGAAACCAUGUAACGGAUGCUAGUACUUCUGUAAACAAUAAUGAUGCUGGAGAGCCAGCUGAGGGUACGGAUAAUGUGGGCGGAUCAAAUUUAUAUAGUGGCAUGACAAGACGAUGUCUAGUGUUUGAGAUGACAGGAUCUCGAAGGAAGCACUUCGAAGAUGUCUCAAGUGGUGGUUCACUAAAUUUAUCAGAAACAUACGAAACUAUUCUUCCCAACGAUAACCAUUUACUUCCAUUAAGGACUGGAAAUGAUUCCUCUCGAUGUAUUUUACCUGGAACCGGUUUACAUUUAAAUGCUAUUGCUUCAAAUUUAAUUGAUCACAAAACUGUUAAGCAUGAGAGCUUGGAUUCGGGUAGACAACUUACAAUAGCACCUCCUCCUGGUGUUUAUGGUUCCAUGGUUUCUUGUCAAGAUGAUAUAACAAGAAUGUCUGAUGCAUCCUCUAUGGAGAAUGAUACUGGGCUUUGUCAAAAUGGAGUCUCAGUUGCAGAAGAUGCUUCCCAAACACUCGGAUUUGGAAUUAGUGAAGAUUUAAGCCAAAGUCAAACUAGCCCGAGAAAGAAAAGGCGUAGAGAAGCUGGAGAAGCCGAAGCUUGCAAGCGCUGUAACUGUAAGAAGUCAAAGUGCUUGAAGCUUUAUUGUGAAUGCUUCGCUGCUGGUGUCUACUGUUUGAAUAGAUGUUCAUGUCAGGAUUGUUUUAACAAACCGAUACAUGAAGAUACAGUGCUUGCAACUGCCAAGCAAAUUGAACCCCGAAACCCUCUUGCAUUUGCUUCUAAAGUGAUUAAAACCUCUUAUUUCAUGCAACAGGAUGAAUCUAGUAGUACUCCAGCUUCAGCUAGGCAUAAACGAGGAUGCAAAUGCACAAAAUCCAGUUGCUUUAAGAAUUACUGUGAAUGCUUUCAGGGGUACGUUGGAUGCUCCGAUAACUGUAAAUGUGAAGGAUGUAAGAAUACAUUUGGUCGCAAGGAUGGUUUAAAAGUGGAUCCAGAUAGCAUAACACCAUGGGCUUUCCUUGCCUCCCAAAUAUCUGGAAAGCUGAAUCCUUUCAAAGUUGUAGGUGGGAAUAAUAUUGAGAAGCAACUUCAAGCCGUUGGUGAAGAUGAUAUGCCCUUUACCCUAGAAGACAACAAUGGCUCACCAAUUAGAGCCGCGAAAUCCUGCUCACCAAACAGCAAGAGGGUUUUGCCGCGACACUCAGGCGGCAUGGGACAAACCAGCAGCAGAAAGUUAACUUUACAAUAUCGCCCUUCAUUUCCAUGUUUUACUCCUGACGCUAGUUAUAAUGCAAUUCAAGCACCUUGCUUGUCACUAUGAAAAUGGAUGGAUUAUCUUCCUUUAUACUGCAAUUCAAGCACCUUUACUUCA